AAAGAACAGAAAGAGAGAAAGAAAGAAGAUUAUAAAGACUUUCUUUUCCUUCUUUUUAUUCUUUUUGGUGAUGUCAUACCUGAGGCCGCCAGAAUCCGGGAUAUGAAGUUAUUUUGCUUCAUGUCGGGAUGCAAAAUGAUUUCAAAUAGAUUAACCCAGGAGAUUCCUAAAUCUGUCAUGAUCAGUAACUGACUAUACAUUCUUAUAAAUAUUCAGUCAUUCUAGUUACUAGUCAACUAGUCCUUUUUACUAUCAGACCACCAGCCAUUCUUGAUUAGUGAGACUAAGUUUAAUUAAUUGAAUCAAUCUGUCUUUCUUCCACUGGUUCUCAUCCCUUUUUUUUUUUUCGAUUUUUUUUGUGGUACUCUCUCCUUCAUGGCUUCCUCUCGCUGGUGGUUACUGGUUCAAGCCAUCUUCUGGCGCGGUUUGAUGCGUGUGGGCAUGUUUCUCCAUAAUAUUCCAGUUCCCCGUCCUCCCAGAGCCUCGUUCUCCCGGUCCAUCCCGUGCUCCUCCUCCUCCUCCUCCUCCUCCUCCAAGGUCACCCUCCUCUUCUACUGCCCCCCCGACUACGACCGCGCACGCGGAGAUGGCCGCCGUCUGCCGGUCGUGGUCAACUUCCACGGCGGCGGGUUCACGCUAGGAGGCCCCUCCGACGACAGUCGCUGGGCCCAAUGCAUCGUGACGGACGUAGGCGCCGUAGUCGUGAGUGUAGGGUACCGUCGUGCCCCCGAGCAUCCGUUUCCGGCCGCCGUGGACGACGGCGUGGUGGCCCUGCAGUAUCUGGCUGCCCACGCCGCCGAACUGGGACUCGAUGUGUCGCGCAUCGCCAUCAGCGGGUUUUCCGCCGGCGCCAACCUCGCCGUCACCGUGCCCCUGCGGCUCCACGAGCUCGUCGUCGCCGCCGCCGCCCAGCAGCAGGAAGAACCAUCCUCAUCCUCAUCAACCACAUCCCUCCACCCGCUGCGCUGGCUGAACCGCGCCGAGUCCACCCAGCAUCUCGUCCACGACCACGACAACAUCCACAUCGUCGCCCUCUUCUGCUGGUACCCCAUCCUCGACUUCCACGAACCCCGCGAAUCCCGGCGCGCCAACAGCCUCAUGCCCGACAAGGCCCUCCCCGCCUUCUUCACCGAUCUGUUCGACGAGUCGUACCUCCCGGAUCUCGACGACCGCCGCUCCCCCUUUGCGUCGCCGCUCCAUGCUUCCGACGAGGCCCUCGCGCGCGCCCUGCCCCACGAUAUCUUCUUCUUCAUCUGCGAGUGGGACAUGCUCUUGAAUGAGGGCCAGGAAUUCGUGCGCCGCUUGCAGGCCAUCCACAAGCAUGUGCGCUCCAUGAUGAUCGAAAAGGCUCCGCAUGCCUGGGACAAAUCGCCCAAUCCGUUUCGGGAUCCGGGUCCGGUCAAUAUUCUCUAUAAAGAUGCUUGUGCCGAUAUGAAGGCUCUCUUUGCACAUUGAUUUGAUGACCCUCUUUCCGUUUUUUUUUUUGGGCUUUUUGGGCGUUCAUCUCAUCCAUCCCCUUUCUUUCUUAUUCUUAUUCUGACUAGUAUUACUAUUUUCUUUUCUUUUCUUUUCUUUUUUUUUUUUU
This is a messenger RNA of Aspergillus ochraceoroseus IBT 24754, 1585 nucleotides long. RefSeq names its product alpha/beta hydrolase. Gene Ontology annotation, molecular function: hydrolase activity. Bases 376 to 1455 code for a protein of 359 amino acids. The record is from RefSeq and is a predicted model, not a curated record. NCBI's taxonomy places the organism in Eukaryota, Fungi, Ascomycota, Eurotiomycetes, Eurotiales, Aspergillaceae. The transcript has a single exon.